Molecule: messenger RNA, 1353 nt
Organism: Lipotes vexillifer (Yangtze River dolphin)
Lineage: Eukaryota; Metazoa; Chordata; Mammalia; Artiodactyla; Lipotidae
Gene: PAX1
Product: paired box 1
Exons: 5
Coding region: 1-1353 (450 amino acids)
Biological process (GO): regulation of transcription by RNA polymerase II; anatomical structure development
Molecular function (GO): RNA polymerase II cis-regulatory region sequence-specific DNA binding; DNA-binding transcription factor activity, RNA polymerase II-specific
Source: RefSeq, a predicted model, not a curated record
AUGAAGUUCACCCUAGGCCUGGGGUCGCGGGCGUGGAGAGUGUCCUGGGAGCGGGCGGCGGCGGCGGCGGCGGGCGGCGGCGCGCUCGGCAGCGGCUCACGGCGCUCUUCCAGCCCGCGGCCCGGCCGCCGCGGCUCUCGGCUCGCGCGCGCCCUCCCUCUAUGCCUCUCCCGCGGCGGCGGCGCCCCAGCUCUCCCGGACCGCGCCGGGCCCAGCCCCGGCCGCCUCGGCGCCAGGCAGCCGGCCGGCCCGCGCGCCAUGGAGCAGACGUACGGCGAGGUGAACCAGCUGGGCGGCGUGUUCGUCAACGGCCGCCCCCUGCCCAACGCCAUCCGCCUGCGCAUCGUGGAGCUGGCGCAGCUGGGCAUCCGACCCUGUGACAUCAGCCGGCAGCUUCGCGUAUCCCACGGCUGCGUGAGCAAGAUCCUGGCGCGCUACAACGAGACGGGCUCCAUCCUGCCCGGGGCCAUUGGGGGCAGCAAACCCCGCGUCACUACCCCCAACGUGGUCAAGCACAUCCGGGACUACAAGCAGGGCGACCCCGGCAUCUUUGCCUGGGAGAUACGCGACCGGCUGCUGGCCGACGGCGUCUGCGACAAGUACAACGUGCCCUCUGUGAGUUCCAUCAGCCGCAUCCUGCGCAAUAAGAUUGGCAGCCUGGCGCAGCCCGGCCCGUACGAGGCGAGCAAGCAGCCGCCGCCGCAGCCGGCGCUGCCCUAUAACCACAUCUACCAGUAUCCCUACCCCAGCCCCGUGUCGCCCACGGGCGCCAAGAUGGGCAGCCACCACGGGGUCCCGGGCACAGCGGGCCACGUCAGCAUCCCCCGUUCAUGGCCCUCGGCUCACUCGGUCAGCAAUAUCCUGGGCAUCCGGACGUUUAUGGAGCAAACAGGGGCCCUGGGGGGGAGCGAAGGCGCCGCCUACUCCCCGAAGAUGGAAGACUGGGCCGGCGUGAACCGCACGGCCUUCCCCGCUAGCCCAGCUGUGAACGGGCUCGAGAAACCUGCCUUGGAGGCAGACAUUAAAUACACGCAGUCGGCCUCCGGCCUCCCCGCGGUGGGCGGCUUCCUCCCGGCCUGCGCCUACCCGGCCUCCAACCAGCACGGUGUGUACAGCUCGCCGGCCGGCGGCUACCUCGCCCCGGGCCCGCCGUGGCCGCCGGCGCAGGGGCCCCCGCUGGCGCCCCCCGGGGCCGGCGUCACCGUACACGGCGGCGGGGAGCUUGCCGCAGCCGUGACCUUCAAGCAUCCCAGCCGAGAAGUGGCCGACCGGAAGCCGCCCAGCCCCGGCGGCAAGGCCCCCGACGGCCUCGGGGGCUUACACGGACUGCCCGUCCCGGCCUCGACCUCCUAG